Molecule: messenger RNA, 1851 nt
Organism: Abrus precatorius (Indian licorice)
Lineage: Eukaryota; Viridiplantae; Streptophyta; Magnoliopsida; Fabales; Fabaceae
Product: glycerol-3-phosphate acyltransferase 9-like
Exons: 15
Coding region: 445-1575 (376 amino acids)
Biological process (GO): triglyceride biosynthetic process
Cellular component (GO): endoplasmic reticulum
Molecular function (GO): glycerol-3-phosphate O-acyltransferase activity
Source: RefSeq, a predicted model, not a curated record
AAAAGAAGCACAAGAGUUGGACAACACAGACAGGAAAAAAGAAGGGGGUGGAUCGGUUCCUACCCCAACCCAAUCGCUAGGAGUUUCAGACAAAGCGCGAUAGAGUCAAUAGAGAAAAGCCAUCUUUCUAUUGUGGGUUACGGAUUGCAAUCUCCCUCUUCAAUUUGGACAACUAAAACAGGAGUAAUUGCACGAUUUAAAGGGUAAAUUUGGGACAAGUUCUUAAGAGAGCAACAAGUAUUGUUUCAGUCAUGGAUCAGCAACGCACACACACAUAAACACAAAAUCCUUGUUGAGAAAGUGAAGGAUCAUGUGCCCUAUUUUGGAGUUGUUGAUGCACAAACAGUGAAUAAGAGAGUCAUCUUACAUCCACAUGGAUUGAAAGUCUAGUUAUCUCGCUUAUCCCGUUGCGAAGUCACUGAAAGAAGUGAUAACACAACACUGAUGAAUAACACUAAGACACUCAAGUCUUCAAGUUCUGAAUUGGAUCUUGAUCAACCCAACAUCGAGGAUUACCUCCCUUCUGGGUCUACCAUUCAACAAGAACCUCAUGGAAAGCUUUUCCUGCAUGAUUUACUCGACAUUUCCCCUACUUUAUCUGAGGCGGCUGGUGCUAUUGUAGAUGAUUCAUUCACAAGAUGCUUCAAGUCAAAUCCUCCAGAACCAUGGAAUUGGAAUGUUUAUUUGUUUCCUUUGUGGUGUUGUGGAGUUGUGAUUAGAUACUUGAUUCUGUUCCCUACCAGGGUUCUAGUGUUAACAAUAGAAUGGAUAAUAUUUCUUUCAUCCUUCAUUUCGGUGCACUUCCUUUUAGAAGGACAUGACAAGUUAAGGAGAAGUAUUGAGCGGUCUUUGGUGGAGAUGAUGUGCAGUUUCUUUGUUGCAUCCUGGACUGGGGUUGUUAAGUAUCAUGGACCAAGGCCUAGCAGGCGACCAAAGCAGGUUUUUGUGGCCAACCAUACGUCCAUGAUUGAUUUCAUUAUCUUGGAACAGAUGACUGCUUUUGCUGUUAUUAUGCAGAAGCAUCCUGGAUGGGUUGGAUUAUUGCAGAGUACCAUUUUAGAGAGCCUAGGAUGCAUCUGGUUCAAUCGUACAGAGGCAAAGGAUCGGGAAAUUGUAGCAAGGAAAUUGAGGGAACAUGUUCAGGGAGCUGACAACAACCCUCUUCUCAUAUUUCCUGAAGGAACUUGUGUAAAUAAUCACUAUACUGUCAUGUUCAAGAAGGGUGCAUUUGAACUUGGCUGCACAGUUUGCCCAGUUGCAAUCAAGUACAACAAAAUUUUUGUAGAUGCUUUUUGGAAUAGUCGAAAGCAAUCAUUCACUAUGCAUCUGUUGCAGCUAAUGACAUCUUGGGCUGUUGUUUGUGAUGUUUGGUACUUGGAGCCUCAAAAUUUGAAACCAGGAGAGACGCCCAUUGAGUUUGCUGAGAGGGUGAGAGACAUUAUCUCAGUUCGUGCUGGCCUUAAAAAGGUUCCUUGGGAUGGAUAUCUGAAGUAUUCUCGUCCUAGCCCAAAGCAUAGAGAGAGAAAGCAACAAAACUUUGCCGAGUCAGUGCUGCGGCGAUUGGAGGAAAAGUGAUGUGUCCCUUUUUGUAUAGAAUUCCUUGCUAUGCUAUUCUCCACCGAUAGUCGGUUUCUUCUACAAACUAAUAGGUGGUAGAAUUUUAAGGAUGAAAAAAUUUGCUGGAGUUUCAAAUCAGAAUCAUAGCUUAAAUUGAUAUUAUUUUCUUUUUAUUUUUUAAUCAAAUCAAUGUUUUUUUGUAAUAGAAAAUCACUUCAUGUUUCUAGGACUAAAUUAAUUUACAUUAAAACUAAUUGUUAAGCUAAUAAUGUGGAACCAAAAUGAUAGUUUUGC